Rotaria sordida is the source of this 261-nucleotide messenger RNA. NCBI's taxonomy places the organism in Eukaryota, Metazoa, Rotifera, Eurotatoria, Philodinida, Philodinidae. The record is from the annotation of a GenBank genome assembly.
AUGAUCCAAAAAAAACGACCAACUGCUAUUGAAAUAGAAAAAAUUUUAAAAUUCUAUGAAGAAGGUUUUUCAAAAACAAUCAAUUCAAAUGCUUAUAAAAACAUGGAUUUAAAACAAAAAAAUAAAGGAAAAAUGCAAGGUCUUAUUAAAGAAAAAAUUUCUCAAAAUAUCGUACGAGAAAUUCCAAUAGAAAUUAGAAAUAAAAAAGAACAACAACCAAUAUCUGAUGAACCAUUAAAUGAAAAAUGUCAAGUGAAUUAA